AUGGCCCAGAAACCCUCCAAUUCCCAGCAUCAGGCUGGACGCAAGAAGGUACUCAUUGUGGGCGCCGGUGCUGCUGGAAUGUCCGCCGCCCACCAUCUCUCCCAACAUCCGGACAAAUACGACAUCACGCUCAUCGACGCCGUCGACUACUGCGGCGGUCAAGCCUUCUCCUGCCCCCUCGACAAGGAUCGUCAUGGGGCGAGCUGGUUCAACCAAGGCGUCCAAGGUGGCAGCUACAUCUUCCACCACACCCUGACCAUGUUCACACGCCAGGGAUACCACGCCGACCCGGUCAAUCUCCAAGUAUCCUUUGGCAAGGACAAGACCUUCUGGACCAACGUCUUCCCGACGGACCUGUUGGCUCGGCACCAGAGGGAGAUCACACGCCUCAAUUUCGCCCUGAAGUUCAUGCGGUGGUUCGAGAUCUUCUUCGCAUUGAUCCCCCUGAAGAUUUUCUUCAAGUUGUGGUUCUUCUCAGAGGAGUUCACCAGCACCGUCGCCUUGCCCAUGGUGGCCCUCUUUCUGGGAACCGGCAAUGAAACACCCAAUGUCCCCUCAAUCAUGCUUGAACGACUGUGCACAAGUCCCACCUACGGCAUGUGGUAUCCUUAUGACCCAACCAGCAUCGCGACCAACCACCCCCCCAUGGUCGUCUUCCCCAACUUUAGCGAAUUCUACGAAACCUGGCGCAAAGAUCUCGUCUCGCGGGGCGUGACGGUUCGCCUCUCGACCGAACUCUCGGCUGUCGUCCAUCGCUCCAAGUCCAGCGGCGUCGUGGUGUCCUUGAAACAGCGCACGCCAGCGCCUGACGGCCACAACCCAAUUGACGCCGACCAGGACGCUCCCACGUUUGAGGAGCACUACGACGAACUCGUCCUAUGCUGCCUCGCCGACACGGCCAAACGCGUCUUGUCAUCCACCUCGUCCUGGCGCGAACGCAAAGUUUUGGGAUCCGCAAAAUUCUCUGACGACAUCACCAUCACACACACCGACUCGGAUUACAUGAAGAAGCACUACCAAAACUUCUACUCCGAGUCCCUCGCCGUCAAAACCCUCGGCGGCAAAGACCAAACAUCCCGGUGCGAGUGGGCAGCCACGAAUUUCCGUCCCAUGUACUACAUCAAGAUGUACGACCAAGACCGCUCCAAGCUGGAAAUGUGCUUCGACACAACAAACUACCAAUCCCAAUUCCCAGACAAGGUCCCCUUCGAGGACCACGUCUUCCAGACCAUCUUCCUCAACAAAGCCCGGGAUGGCCACCUCUGGAGCGACGACGAGAUCGACUCUACAAAAAUCAUCAGGAAAGAUUGGUGGCAUCAACUGUGCCACUCAUACACGCACUACCUGUUCGUCGUACCGUGGAUGAUGUUCCUCCAGGGCCGAAACAGGGUCCGCUACGCCUCGAGCUGGACACUCGUCAACGCGCACGAAGUCGCCAUCAUGUCCGGGAUCGCCGCCGCCAUAGACUUGGGCGCAGAGUACCCGGAGGACCUGGAGCACGACAAGUUCGCCUUCCUCAGCUUCAGACUCUAUUAUCUGUUGGCGUACGGGAAAUGGUAUCGUCGACGAUACACGGCCAAGAACAAGCGCGCCGGCGCCGGCGAGGAGAGCGAGAACGCCAAGCAUGGCAAGAGCUGGGCCAGCGGCUGGUACGGCGGCGUGUACAAGGGUCCCGGAGUGGCCAAGGAAGAGAGGACGACGUGGCGCGAGGAAAUGAAACUCGGCAGGAGUACGGGGAAUUUAGCGCAGGGGAAUGCACAGGGGAGGAGUCAACCGUAG
Molecule: messenger RNA, 1779 nt
Organism: Fonsecaea multimorphosa CBS 102226
Lineage: Eukaryota; Fungi; Ascomycota; Eurotiomycetes; Chaetothyriales; Herpotrichiellaceae
Exons: 2
Coding region: 1-1779 (592 amino acids)
Molecular function (GO): oxidoreductase activity
Source: RefSeq, a predicted model, not a curated record